CGAGAGGCCAAAGUGGCGUUUGUGGGCCUUGUCGGACAGCUGUGCGUUGACCUCAGAGCCAAAUGGAGCAGCCGAUGCCAGUAUCACCAGACACAAUAAAGGAGCCCAGCAAGGCACCAGCAGCCGACAUGUCAGCCUUCCUGCCAUCAGCGGGCAGGCGCCUCUUCCUCGGGUGCGUCAUCCUCUUUGCCCAUCUGGUGCCGCUCUACUUCGCAAAAUGGGACGUGCCGUUCCUGGACAGGCUGACAGAUGGGCUGCCGAGUCCGCCGGGGCAGCCGGAGGUGCGGUUGGGGUGGCAUUCGGUGCUGGGUCGGUUCAGCAAGUGGCAGAUAGCCUUCUUUGGCAGCGUGUUGGUGCACCAGGUGGUGUACUUUGUGCACUGCCUGCCGGGGUUCUUGUACCAGUUCGUGCCGGUCAUUCAGGACGGGUGGAAAAUACAGGUCUGUGUGGUGUGCACAUGUGGAGAGUUAGUGUUGUGUGAGUGAGUGUGUGUGUGUGUGUGUUGGGUGAUGGCAGGGUGAGAAGAAGGAGACGUUUGCUUUGCAGUGGAAGUGCUUCAAGGUGCUCAUGUUCAACCAGGUACUUACUCGGUCAGUGCACGUCUCAGAUCUUGUCUGUCUGUCUGUCUGUCUGUUGGGUGUGCAGUUCAUCAUCCAGACGCCGUUGAUUGCAGGCACCUACUUCUUCACCGAAAUGUUCGGAAUCCCAUACGAAUACGAAAGACUGCCAAAAUGGUACGUGUGCUGAUGAACUCGUGCCACACGUACUCGUGCCAUCCUCUCUCCCUGUGUGUGUGUCUGUGUGCGCAUUGCAGGUACCAGUUGGUUGCGCAGGUGUUGGGUUGUGCGGUAAUCGAGGACACCUGGCACUACUUUUUGCACUCGUGGCUGCACAGCAAGGGCAUGUACAAACUCAUCCACAAAAUGCACCACGAGUUCCAGGCACCUUUCGGCAUGCAGGCAAGACAAGACAAGACAAGACCACCCACCACACACACACACACACACGUGUCUGUGUCGAUGGGCGAUGGAUGGGGGGAUGCGUGUGUGUUCGGCAGGCCGAGUAUGCGCAUCCUUUGGAGACUUUGAUAUUGGGCGGCGGGUUCUUCUUCGGCAUAUUGGUGUAUUGCAACCACCUGGUGCUGCUCUGGGUCUGGGUCUUCUUCAGGCUGCAGGAAACUAUCGAGGUAACACAGACAGACAGGGAGACAGACAGGCGGCCAUGCAGACGGGAAACACGCAGGCGGCCAUGAUGUGCCUGUGUGUGUGUUAGGUGCACAGCGGCUAUGAUUUGCCGCUGUACGUCAACCCUUUUCACCUCAUCCCAUUCUACGGUACAGACACACACACACGCACACACGCGCACAGACACACAGACACACAGACACGCCAAUCUUGCGUGUUUGUGGAGGAAUGCGUGUGUGUAUGGGUGCAGGUGGAGCCCGCUUCCACGACUUCCACCACAUGAACUUCACCGGCAACUAUGCCAGCACAUUCACAUGGUGAGUGACCACACGCCCGACACACACACUCACACACACACACACACACAGAGGGAGAGAGAGAGAGGGGGAGAGACCGACUUGGUUGUGCGUGUGGCCACUCAAUAUGCGUCUGUGUGUCUGUGUCUGAGUGUGUAGGUGGGAUGAGCUCCUCGGCACUGACGUCCAGUACAAGAAGUACUACGCCACCCUACAAGACAAGAGGAAGAAAGCCGAAUAGAUAAAGCACUUGAAGUUUUGCCCCUCUCUCUAGCCGCCCGCCUGCCUGCCCGCUGUCCUGCAGUGAAGUCAACGCCCCAUGCACGUCACGUCACGUUUUGUUCUGUAUAGACCUCCCAGACAGUGAGUAUUAUUCCUGGUGGCCUGUUGUGCUGUGCUGUUCAGCACACACAGAUACGCAUCCUCAUUCAUGUGUUUCUCUGUUUCGUUUCUUCGUCGGUCUUUUGAGUUGCUUUGUCGUCGGACGUGGACGGAUACACGAGUGUGUGGGUGUGGGUGUGGGUGUGCCUGCGUGUGUGUGCAUGGGGCGCUUCGCAGAAGUGUGCACUCACCGCCAUGCCAUGCACACCCACACGCUCACCUCACACACCCCUCUAUUCUAUCGAAUGCUGUCUGUGAUCAGUUUUGCCCUCUGCACUGGUUCUUGUUCGUGGGGGAUUCUCUGCUGGUUGACUGCUGUGUGCGACAAGACAGAGAAAGCUCUCUGCGGCUGCAUGCAUUUAGGAGGCGAACGGACAACGGCCACUCAUGAGUCAUCCCAGAUUGGUGAGCAAAACACACGCAUCGAAGGG
Messenger RNA from Vitrella brassicaformis, 2292 nucleotides. The record is from the annotation of a GenBank genome assembly. NCBI's taxonomy places the organism in Eukaryota, Vitrellaceae.